CCCCCGACCUGUUGCCCGCAGGCUGUGUCGGAGCCCCGGGCGGUGUCGCGGUCAUGUCGCGACACAGGAGGGUGCCGCGGCGACAGCCCAGCGGGGCCACGGGGGGCUCGGCUGCGGCGGCGAGCGCGGUGCGGGCCCGAGCCGAGGGGCUGAGGGACGUCCGCGUGGACGAGGAGGUGGAGAUGGCGGUGCAGCUCGCCUUGGAGCGGUUCCGCAGCGGGGAGGAGGCGGAGAUGGAAUUUCCUUCUAGUUUCACUAGUACUGAAAGAGCAUUUGUUCACCAGGUCUGUCAGUCUCUUGGACUGGUAUCUAAAAGUAAAGGCAAAGGAGCAAAUCGAUACCUGACUGUAAGGAAGAAGGAUGUAUCAGAACUAACACAUGCAGUAAUGACUUGUGACUUGGCUCUCCGUACAAAACAGGCAGUUCGGAGUUUAAUUCAGAGUUUUCCCGUCACAAAUAAAGAACGCACGGAACUUCUACCGAAGACGGAGCGAGGAAACACAUGUGCUGUUGAAUCUGAAAACAAAGAAGUGAACAAGACAAGUGGACGACUUAAUGAUGGUAUCCCCCAAGUUCCAGUGAAAAGAGGGGAAUCAGAGUUUGAUACCUUCAGGCAGUCAUUACCAGUUUUUGAAAAACAGGAGGAAAUUGUCAAAAUAAUAAAGGACAAUAAAAUUGUUUUGAUUAUUGGAGAGACUGGAUCAGGAAAAACUACUCAAAUCCCUCAGUUUAUUCUUGACGACUGUUACAAAAAUGGAACUCCUUGUCGUGUAUUUUGCACUCAGCCAAGACGUUUAGCAGCUGUUGCUGUGGCUGAAAGAGUGGCAGCAGAAAGAAGAGAAAAGAUUGGCCAGACAAUUGGUUAUCAGAUCCGCUUGGAAAGCAGGGUUUCUCCAAAGACACUGGUAACGUUUUGCACUAAUGACAUGCUGCUUCGCACGCUGAUGGCAGGAGACAGCACUUUGUCAACCGUGACACAUGUUAUUGUGGAUGAAGUACAUGAGAGGGAUAGAUUCAGUGACUUCUUGUUAAUAAAACUGAGAGAUGUAUUGCAAAACCAGAAUAGUUUAAGAUUAAUUAUUUCUAGUGCUGCUCUAGAUGCAAAUCUUUUUAUUAGGUAUUUUGGAAGUUGCCCUGUCAUACACAUCCAAGAAAGACCUUUUGAAGUUAAAGAGAUGUUUCUGGAGGACAUUUUACGAAGCACUGGGUAUACAAAUAAAGAGAUGGUCAAGUACAAAAAGGAGAAGCAGCAAGAAGAGAAACAGAAAAACACUCUCACUGAGUGGUGUUCUCCUCAGGAAAAUACUAGCAAACUGAAACCUCAGAGACAAAAAUCUGUGCCAAGGGCAACUGAAGAGUAUCAUAUGUUGGAUGAUGGUGGUGACACAGUAUUUAAUCAACUGACUGAAAAAGAUGUGAAUUGCCUUGAACCGUGGCUAGUAAAAGAAAUGGACUCUUGUCUUUCUGACAUCUGGUUGCAUAAAGAUAUUGAUUCCUUUGCUCAGGUGUUUCAUCUCAUUUUAACUGAAAAUGUCAGCGUUGAUUAUAGGCACAGUGAAACCAGCGCAACUGCUCUAAUGAUUGCUUCAGGGAGAGGCUUUUUGAGUCAAGUGGAACAGCUGAUCAGUAUGGGAGCAAGUAUCCACUGCAAAUCAUCCAAUGGCUGGAUGGCUGUUGACUGGGCUAAGCGCUUUGGACAGACAGAAGUUGUUGACCUGUUGGAAUGUUACAGUGCUUCAUUUGGAUUUGGAAAGCUGGAUGAAAGUUCCCUGGUCCAAACAAGUGGUAAUGACCUUAGUGCAGAGGACAGAGAGCUGUUGUCAGCUUAUCAUCACAGUUUUGAUGAUGAAAAAGUGGAUCUGGAUCUGAUUAUGCACUUACUGCAUAACAUCUGUCAUAGUUGUGAUGCAGGAGCAAUUUUAGUAUUUCUUCCUGGAUAUGACGAGAUAGUGAAUCUGAGGGACCGUAUUGUUUUUGAUGACAAGAGGUUUGCUGAUAAUGCUCACAGGUACCAAGUUUUCAUGCUUCAUUCAAGUGUGCAGACUUUGGAUCAGAAGAAAGUGCUUGAAAGUCCACCUUCUGGCAUCCGCAAAAUAAUUCUUUCUACAAAUAUCGCAGAAACCAGCAUUACAGUCAAUGAUGUUGUAUUUGUUAUUGACUCAGGCAAGGUGAAAGAGAAGUCUUUUGAUGCACUGAGUCAUGUUGCAAUGCUAAAAACGGCAUGGAUUUCGAAAGCCAGUGCUAUCCAGAGAAAAGGCAGGGCUGGGCGCUGUCAGCCUGGAGUCUGUUUUCGUCUCUUCAGCAGGCUCCGAUUUCAGAAGAUGUUGGAAUUUCAGACUCCGGAGCUUCUAAGAAUGCCACUUCAGGAGAUUUGUUUAUACACAAAACUACUGGCUCCAAUUAAUUGUCCAGUUGUAGACUUUCUUAUGAAAGCUCCUGAUCCUCCACCUGCUGUAAUUGUGAGAAACGCUGUGCACAUGCUUAUGACAAUAGAUGCUAUGGACCCUUGGGAAGAUCUCACUGAACUUGGUUAUCAUCUCACUGAAUUACCAGUAGAGCCACACCUUGGUAAAAUGGUGUUGUAUGCAGUUGUUUUGAAGUGCCUGGACCCUGUUCUUACCAUUGCCUGUGCUCUGGCCUGUCAGGACCCUUUUGUCCUGCCCACUCUGGCCUCUCAGAAGCGUGCAGCCAUGCUCUGCAGGAAACGCUUUGCUGCAGGGACCUUCAGCGACCACAUGGCCCUUCUCAGGGCUUUCCAGGCAUGGCAGAAGGCACGCAGUGACGGCUGGGAGAGAGCCUUCUGUGAAAAGAACUUCCUGUCUCAGGCCACGAUGGAAAUCAUCGUAGGAAUGAGAACACAGUUGCUUGGCCAACUCAGAGCCUCGGGUUUUGUUAGAGCCAGAGGAGGAGCUGAUAUUAGAGAUGUUAAUACUAACUCGGAGAACUGGGCUGUAAUUAAAGCUGCCUUGGUGGCUGGGAUGUAUCCCAAUCUCGUGCAUGUAGACAGAGAAAGCCUGGUUUUGACUGAACCAAAGGAGAAGAAAGUGCGAUUUCAUCCUACCUCUGUUCUUAGUCAGCCUCAGUAUAAAAAGAUUCCCCCGGCAAACGGACAAGCUGCAGCCAUUCAGUCACUCCCUACAGACUGGCUUAUAUAUGAUGAAGUGACGAGAGCUCACAAGAUAGCAAACAUCAGGUGCUGCUCUGUUGUAACACCUGUCACUGUGUCACUCUUCUGUGGACCAGCCAGACUGCCAAGUAAUGCCUUGCAGGCUUCAUCAUCCUUCCGAGGGGGUGGGGUAUCUAAUGACAGCAGUGACAGUGAGAUGGAGGACAAAACAAUUGCUAAUUUGGCACUUCUGAAGCUGGAUGAAUGGCUCCAUCUCAAACUGGACCCUGAAGCUGCUGGAAUGCUCUUGCAACUCAGACAGAAGUGGCACAGCUUAUUCCUGCGUCGCAUGCGAGCUCCUUCUAAACCGUGGUCUCAAGUUGAUGAAACAACUGUAAGAGCAAUUACAGCUGUUUUAAGUGCUGAGGAACAGUCUGCAGGUUUGCAGCAGCCUUCAGGAAUUGGUCAGAGACCAAGGCCUGUGACUUGUGAAGAGCUUCCUUUGGCAUCUGCAUGGAGGUCAACCAACAUCAGAAAAGGCUCAGCAGAAACUGAAUUCUCUGACUCCUCUAAUGCUGAAAAAGUUUCAGUGAAACCUACACCUCCCACAGUUCACCAGCCAAAGAAGUACAAAGAGAAAGAUAUUUUGCACUCCAAACGAUCUUCAGACGACAGGUCAUCUCAGUCAUCAGUGAAGCCUGCAGACAGCAGCAGCUAUCCCAGCCCUUGUGCUAGUCCUUCCUCUCCAAUAUCUGGAAAGGGUUCAAAAUCUCCUUCACCAAGACAAAAUAUGCCGGUUCGCUACUUUAUAAUGAAAAGUAGCAACUUGCAAAACAUUGAUAUUUCUCAACAGAAGGGUAUAUGGUCCACUACGCCAAGUAAUGAACGAAAACUGAACGGAGCCUUUUGGGAAAGCAACGUGGUUUACUUAAUAUUUUCUGUUCAAGGGUCUGGAUGCUUUCAGGGUUUUGCUAGAAUGGGUUCAGCAAUUGGGUGUGAGAAAAGUCAGGAUUGGGGAUCUGCUGGUUUUGGAGGCGUUUUUAAGGUGGAGUGGAUCAGAAAAGAAAGCAUUCCUUUUCAGUUUGCACACCAUUUGCUCAACCCUUGGAACGACAGUAAGAAAGUACAAAUAAGCAGAGAUGGCCAGGAGCUGGAACCACAAGUUGGGGAGCAGUUGCUGCAGCUUUGGGACCGUAUUCCUUUGGCAGGAAAAAAAAUGACUGAUCAUGUCAAGUAAUGUGAUGGAGGUGGUUAUUUCAUGUGUUGCUUGCUGGUUUUGUGGUAGAGGAAAAGCUGUCAACAUACAGUGUUGUUUUACAGUACUAUGUUUCCUUUGUAGCUUAUAGAAAAACAGAUGCACUUAUUACUAAAUAUUCUGUUCCUUUUGAUUUUUUCAGCUGGUUUAGGUUGUUGAAACAUCAGUCCUAACCACUAGAACAAGCAAUGUGUCUACAGUACAAAGGUGAGGAAGAAGGUGGCACAACAAGCUCCUGAAGCUAGAAGUGGAAAAAUAAGAGAGAAUUGUUUGAUUUCAGUGUUUCCUUGUCUUAAAAAAUGUGAUAAUACUAUUCACCAGCCUGUUUUUGACUAAAUUUUUUUUUACAGUAGUGUGCAGUUGAUAGUUAAAGACAUGGUUAAGUUCAAAACAAAGUUUGAAACAAUGGACUACAUAAAGGUUAUUUGUGGGUUUAAAAUAGCACAGCAGACAGUCCAAGUAUGCAGGUUACAGUUAAAGUUUUCUCAACCCAGGAAAAUGUAUGACAGUGUAAUGUUAAUCAAUUUUGCAGCUUGCUUAAAAAAACCAUACUGUGAGAAUAGAUAUCUUCAAAUACAUUGGAAAGUUCCAUAAGUGUUUGUUGAACUUCUGUAUGCACAGUGAGGGAGAGCAGGAUAUAUUCAUAUAAACAACUAGGCAGCAGGAGAAUGUUAAUUUUUAAUUUAUUUUUAUUUAAUUAUUUUAAAACAUUAAUAUAAAUUAUUUUAAUUGAAUUAAUUUAAAUUUAAAUAGAGAAGGGAAAGGAGCAUGAGACUUUUGAGAUUGGAUAGGUCCAGUGAUGUUUCCAGUUUCAGUUAUUUGUCACCAGAAAGAGGUGACUCACACUGUCACCAGCUGAAACAGUCUUUCAGAGGCCUGCAGCCAAAUGGUACUCUUAAUUGUUCACUAACUUAGCACUGUUAGAAGAUUUCUUUAAAAAAAAUAAAAAAUAAGUACAGUACAA
This is a messenger RNA of Pipra filicauda (Wire-tailed manakin), 5325 nucleotides long. RefSeq names its product 3'-5' RNA helicase YTHDC2. Gene Ontology annotation, cellular component: intracellular anatomical structure. The coding region runs from base 54 to 4343 and encodes 1429 amino acids. NCBI's taxonomy places the organism in Eukaryota, Metazoa, Chordata, Aves, Passeriformes, Pipridae. The record is from RefSeq and is a predicted model, not a curated record. Gene Ontology annotation, molecular function: RNA binding; ATP binding. The transcript has 29 exons.